GUGUUGUUUUCACCAUCAUAAUACAUUCUUGAAAAAUUAUUAAUUUUUUUCAGCAAUUCAGCUCUAACAUUUAAAAAUGUCAGAAGAUGUUGGCUAUGAUGAUUUUCACGACGAACAAUCUACUGAGAAUUCUAUACCUAAUGACCAAGAUAUAAAUUUGGACAUUGUAUCCAAAACUCCAAAAGAAAAAGCCACCGAUGAUUUUUACGAAAUAAUUAUAAUCAAAAAAUAUAAAUGUAAAUCAUGUGAAUUGAUGUUUGAUUCUUUCGAACAGAUUCAUGAUCAUUAUACUAAUGUACAUAAUAAUAAAGAUCAAACGGAACUUCUGUUCAUUGAUGCUACAAAUAAUGAUGUUUCAUUUCCAAAUAAAUGCAAGAAAAAUAUCAAUGACAUAUCACCGAAAAAUAAACGGACAAAAAAACGACUACAACAAACAAGAAAAUCUUCGAAAAGAAAAUAUCCUUGUGAUUGGCCUGAUUGUGAUUAUGUAGCAAUCAAUUCGGUUCACCUAAAAGAUCAUCGUCGAAUACAUACUGGAGAGAAGCCAUAUCGUUGUGAUUGGAAUGAUUGUGGACAUAGUUUUACUCAAUUAUCAUCGCUUCGUUUACACAUUCGAACGCAUACUGGAGAACGUCCAUAUGAAUGUGAUUGGCCUGAUUGCAAUAUGCGUUUUACUCAGAAAAGUAAUCUCAAAGUACAUAUGCGAAAACAUACUGGCGAACGACCAUACAGUUGUGAUUGGCCCGGUUGUGAAGCCAAUUUUUCCGUGAAAGGUAAUCUUGAACAUCAUCGUAAAGCCCAUUGUGGUCUGAAAAUAUUCGUCUGUGAUCAUCCUAAUUGUGGCCGUACAUUCGUAGAGAAUGCACAUCUACGAAAACAUGAAAUGAUUCAUCAAGAUAAUAAACCAUAUAAAUGUGAUUGGCCUGGUUGUAAUUAUAGUUCUUGUCGUCGAAUUGAUGUUAACAAUCAUAAAUUAAUACAUAGUGGCCAAUUCAAACGAUUCCAUUGUCCACAUUGUCCUAAUAAACAAUUCACACGAUCACAUCUUUUACAUAAACAUGUUCAAAAAACUCAUUUCACUAACACUUGAUUAUUGGCAGUUUUAUAAAUUCAAACAUUUAAUCUAUUAU
Messenger RNA from Dermatophagoides pteronyssinus (European house dust mite), 1130 nucleotides. RefSeq lists its product as uncharacterized. Gene Ontology annotation, biological process: regulation of transcription by RNA polymerase II. Lineage: Eukaryota; Metazoa; Arthropoda; Arachnida; Sarcoptiformes; Pyroglyphidae. The record is from RefSeq and is a predicted model, not a curated record. Gene Ontology annotation, cellular component: nucleus.